Hylaeus volcanicus is the source of this 2029-nucleotide messenger RNA. RefSeq names its product cyclin-dependent kinase 3-like. NCBI's taxonomy places the organism in Eukaryota, Metazoa, Arthropoda, Insecta, Hymenoptera, Colletidae. Gene Ontology annotation, molecular function: cyclin-dependent protein serine/threonine kinase activity; cyclin binding; ATP binding. Gene Ontology annotation, biological process: signal transduction; regulation of gene expression; regulation of G2/M transition of mitotic cell cycle. The transcript has 10 exons. The coding region runs from base 684 to 1745 and encodes 353 amino acids. The record is from RefSeq and is a predicted model, not a curated record. Gene Ontology annotation, cellular component: cyclin-dependent protein kinase holoenzyme complex; nucleus; cytoplasm.
CAGAGCUUGCCGCUUGCUCAAAGAUUUACUUUCAUAUUGUCUGCAACGAUUACCUCUUAGUCUCAUGGUUUAUAUUACAAAUUUUGAACAAUUUCAAGCUGCUGCAUUUGAGAUAUUUUCAAAAGCACCUUGCAAGACAAGAUUUUCAUCUAAAUAUAAAACUUCUUAUGAUAAACCAAAUCACAUUAUUUUAAAAGUAACUGAUUGCGUUACAUGCAUCAAAUACCGUACAAAUAGUAAAAACGAUUUGAAAUAUAUUGAUCAAUUUUCGCAACUAUUCGUUACUUGGUCAACCGUUGAUAUCAUUGAAAAUGAAUCAAGUCUUCCUUCAGAUUUGAUAGCUGCGCAAAAAGAUCCUACUUUUGGCCACAUUUCGAACAGUCGAUUAAACGAAAAGAAAAAUAAAAAUCAAAAAACGGGAGGGAAAAAAAAAUAACAGUUAUAAUCUUAAAUAUUUACCGUUUAUUAAAUUUUGUUUUUAAUUUCACGUACGAGAAAAAAUUACUCAAAAUUAAAAUUGAAUUUAUGUUUUCGUCGUAUUAUUAAGUUUUUUUUUUUCUGUGUCUGCUUAUUGCGUCUACUUUAAUAACAAUAUCCCGCUUUGAUGAUCUUCACACAUGCACUUCCUCUGCAUGUUGACAUAAUGUAUAUGACGACUUGAAUUCACGGUUAAAACGAUUUUCAUGAAUUCAAAAAAAAAUUAUGUGUCAAACGUAACUAUUCCCAGUAUAAAAAAACGUGAUGGUUAUGUCAAGCUAAAAUUAAAUUACCGUUGUAUCCAAAUUUUAGGUGAAGGAACAUAUGGAAUAGUAUAUGAAGCAAUUCAUACGCGUACAGGAAUUCAUGUUGCAUUAAAGCAUAGCAGACCGGAAAUGCAAGUUAAUAUGAGCGGAGGUUUAGCUAUCACAGCUAUACGUGAAAUUGCUCUUUUAAGGGAAUUAAAACAUCCCAAUAUUGUAGAACUUUUAGACGUGAUUCACUGCGACAACAACCUGUUUCUUGUGUUUGAAUUAUGUGAUACAGACCUUCGUCAUUUUAUGAAACAACAAGCAGAUUUAUUACGGGUUGAAAAAAAUCAACUAAACUUGAUAAAUAAGCCUUUUCUUCCAUUACCAAAAAUUAAAUCUAUUACAAGACAAAUUGUGUCAGCAUUAUCUUUUUGUCAUAGCCGAAGAAUCAUGCAUAGAGACUUAAAGCCACAAAAUAUACUAUUAAACAUGAAUGGAUGCGUCGCCAAAUUAGGUGACCUCGGGCUUGCCCGUUCGUUUACGGAUGGCGCACAACUUAUGACAAACGAAGUCGUCACGUUAUGGUAUAGAGCUCCAGAACUUUUACUGGGAGAUCACCAUUACACUUGUUCGCUAGAUAUAUGGAGUCUUGGAUGUAUAAUUGCCGAAAUGUUUACCGGAAAGCCUUUAUUUUAUGGUGCCUGUGAAACGGAUACUUUAUUGUCUGUUUUUCAAAUUUUAGGAACACCCAUUGAACCACCACUUCUAAAGGAUGUUCAUGCGAAACGAAAUAAUGUUAUAAAUCACGCUAUAUGGAAGGGAGUUUCAAAACUUUCGUAUUAUCAAAAUCUAUUUCCUCAAUGGACACAAAAUCCAAGCGUUACAUUGAAAAAAAUUAUCCCUUAUGCUAGUGAUUCUGUGCUUGAUCUAUUAAUCAAACUCCUGCAAUAUGAUCCUAAAUGCCGUCUCCCUGCGCGAGAAAUUCUUAAGCAUCCCUGGUUUUCAGAAAAUGAUUAAAAGAAACAACAUAAAAGUUUAGGGUUAUCUGAGGUGUCGUACAAUUUACUUGUACACUUUGUUCCAAAUCUGUUCUCAAUUUGAAGAAAAACCAAUGGACAUAGAAAACGCGAAUUCUCGUCUUCGUUUUAAUACUAUAUAGCAUUCGUCGUCUGAUAACGUUUUGAUCUACAUUAAUAUUUGUUCACAACGAAAAAAACAAAUGUCAUAGAGUGUCUUUAUGAAAUAAUAAUGUAAAGAAAACAUUACUUUGUUAAUAAAAAAAAAUUGAGAUAUUUGGGAGG